This is a messenger RNA of Rhopilema esculentum, 3037 nucleotides long. RefSeq names its product inner nuclear membrane protein Man1. Gene Ontology annotation, biological process: negative regulation of BMP signaling pathway; nuclear envelope organization. The record is from RefSeq and is a predicted model, not a curated record. Gene Ontology annotation, molecular function: chromatin DNA binding. NCBI's taxonomy places the organism in Eukaryota, Metazoa, Cnidaria, Scyphozoa, Rhizostomeae, Rhizostomatidae.
GCAUCCGCGCCGCGGGCCUUGCACACAAGUUAAAGAUGGCGGACGAAGGUGACAGUUUAUCAAAUGCUGAGCUACGUGAGCAGCUGAUGUAUUAUGGUGUUAAGCACGGUCCUAUAACCGCAACAACUAAAGCAUUAUUGCUGAAAAAGCUAAAUGAAGCAAAGUCAGGUGGCCGUAGAUCGUCUCCCAAAGUAGACAAGGUGAAAAAGCGCAGGUCAAUUGCAACCAGCAAUCCGUCACAACAGAGAACAAAGUUAGCUGGCUUCUCAAAAGAGGAAGAUGAAAUUGUCAUUAAAAAGUCACAAGUCUGCAGAAUUGAUUCAAAUGAUAGCAACAACUCAGAGGAAAAGGUAACCGUUACAAGAAGGAGAAACAGCUUUGAUUUAGAGGAAGAACACGACAUAGUGCAAAAGAGGAAAACGAAAACAGAUCAGAGACAAAGCCCUGCAAGCUCAUCUAGCUCUAAUUCGACUAUUGGAAAUGCGUCAUUGACAGCAAGAUUGCAAGGGAAGCCUAAGGGGCAGUAUCAAGCUGCUAGAGACCAAACUGAUAGUAUAGCUGAGGAAUCAACCAAAGAAGACAAUAUUGAUAAUGGACGAGAUGAUGAAGAACUGGAGUUGGCAUUUGCAUCCAACAACAACCUCAUGAAGAGUUGGAGAGGCCCAGUAUUUAUGAUAUUUGUAAUUGUCUUGCUAAUAUGUCUUGUUGGAUCAUAUGCAAGCUUGUGGAGCAACAGAAUGUCAGAAUGGCCUGCUCUUCCAGAAAUAAAAGAUGGAUCAACAUUUGGAAAGGUCAGCAGGGAGGAAGUAUUCAAGAUGCUUCAAUGUUUACAUGAAAAACUAUCCUUGUAUGCAGGAGAAAAGGAAUGUGGCUACUCAAAUGUUACGGUAGAGCUCAAUGGCGGCCAACUUGGACCUUUUUUCUCUUCAGAAUGUUCCUAUCUUUUGGAGGAAAAACUCAUUGACUAUGAACAUCUCUCUUCGCAAGUUGUGAAUUUUGCCGUCGACAAGAUGUAUUCGCAGUUUUUCAGAGUGGUUUAUGAGCGAGGGACAAUGGGGGAAAUUACGAUUGAAACCCUUAGCAUGGUCACACUAUCGUCGAAGACCGCCGUCAAACCGUUGAUAUGUCGUCUAAAGCAGGCUUCACAGAUGCUGACGAAGUACAUUUUAGGAAUCGUUCUUGGCUUUGGGCUUUUGCUUGCUGCCUACUAUGUCAUGAAGCGACGCUGGAUGAUGGAUGAUGAAGACACCAGGCUUAUGUUCGUUUAUGUUGAACGCAUCAUCGAAAGCCUUCGUAGGCACCACGAGGCUUGUGAACAUGACAGGGAGCUACCACCUUAUCUCCCAAUCCCACACGUCCGAGAUAUGCUUAUUCCUCCACGAGAAAGAAAACAAAAAUCUAGAGCGUGGAAAAAGGCUGUUGAUUUUCUCAGCUCAACCGACGCAAGGAUCCGAGUUGAAACGCAGAGAAUUGCGGGAGAAGACUUUGAAGUGUGGAGAUGGAUUGGGGUUAUGCCGUCAGACAAGCAUGUCAGUGGGGCCAGCAACCAUUUGGGUCCUGAAGUUGAAAGAGGGAAGUUCUGGCAAGGGCAAGCUUUCGAUAAGCUGGAAAAGGUUGUGCGAAUGCCGAUCAUCACUCCAACACCAUGCUUGAAGAUCAGAUAUCUUCACGGAGGCCCUGUUGAGAAAGAGGAAGGAUGGGAACGUCACGUCCGCGAUGCUUUGCUUGAAAAAUGCAACGACGGGGGAGCUCGCAUUCUCCAUGUUUAUGUCGAUGUCAAGUCUUCUGAGGGCUGCGUUUAUGUCAAAUGUGAUUCUCUGGAGUCAGCAGGAAAGGCCUUUCGAAGCGUUUACGGCAAUUGGUUCGAUGGUCGCCUGGUGAUAGUUAAAUUUGUUACAUUAGCCCGUUAUCAUCAAAGAUUCCCUGAUGCCUUAACACGCAUACGGCCUUUAAAUGUUUCUGGGGAUUUCCCUUCUUCGCUGAGCUGGAAAAGCCAGAACGAUGAACCAGAAACAUGGAUCAGUCGGUCGUGAAAAGGUAAACAAGUGGAAACAUCGAACCAAAGUGAAUCAAAGUGCUGAAGACACUGCAGCAGCAGCUGCGGCGCGUCUCUUGUCAUAUUUCUCAAGGUCUGAAACACAGGGGUAGUUUAUGGAAUUCUACUGAACACAAAUUUCUUGCCAAUGUAGGUUGUGCUCAGUUGUUCAACAUUCCUUAUGUAGAAGAAAUACCGGCUGAACUCUGCACAGGUUGAUAUUUUUAAAGUAAGCUAGGUAUUCACCAGCUAUUGAUAAUUAUCGAACUCUUGAUCGUAAAGGAGCCUUGGGCAUAUUAAAUUCAAGGUUCCUUAACUCAGUGUUGGGAAACGCAACCUUGCCCAAGAAUAGUAAGCCUUACCUCAUAAAAUAUCCUUGAAAUUCACUGUUUGAUAGAAGCGUCAAGAAAAUGUUUUAAAGUCAGCUAGACGCUAUUUUAUUUCGGUAGUAAAAAACUCUGGUGGCUGUUUCUCGCUGUUAACCUGUUUGCCCUUGUUUGCUUGGCCCCAAAGUAGACGUCCGAAGUAGUAUUUUUUGAAUAUUGAGGCACAAUAGAAGAAACUUUACAAUAUUUAGGCGAAUGGAUUCUCGAUACGUAAGUUGCCGAGCUUCAUAAAGAUAUAUGGCAAUGCAUCUUCAGUUGGCUUCACAUUCAAUAUGUUAUUUAAUCGCAUCGCUAAAGUCAAUCUGCGCCGCUGCACGUGACAGAAAAUGUUAGCCUUAGAACUCCUUCCUAGUGCUUGAUGUAUCUUUCCCCAAUGGUCCUGCUGUCUUUUUAUAUAGUUGCGAACUUUUUUUAGGCUGCUUUCACAUCUGAAAUGCAGUAACGUUCAAUUAAAUCAUUUUGAUAAAUUCCGUUGACUGUUAAUUUUAAAUUGAGAUUAGUUGUUUAGACGUUUCGCCUCUGCCUGAUAUAUAUAAAUAUAUAUAUAUUAUAUAUAUAUAUUGGUAAUGUUAUUCAGGUGUUAUGUAUGUUAAAUGCUGAAGUCUUUGUUUCCGGA